This is a messenger RNA of Aspergillus caelatus, 966 nucleotides long. RefSeq lists its product as uncharacterized. Lineage: Eukaryota; Fungi; Ascomycota; Eurotiomycetes; Eurotiales; Aspergillaceae. The record is from RefSeq and is a predicted model, not a curated record. The transcript has 2 exons. The coding region runs from base 1 to 966 and encodes 321 amino acids.
AUGGAGACUCGCAAACUUGAUAAAAUGGCGCCAAAGACCUCAAUGAACUGGGUUGAGAAGCGCAAGCUCUCUUCAGACCCUUACAUAGCAGACACACUCAAGCAUAACGGUAUCGCCUGCUAUGUAUCCCACGCAGAUAUACUGAGCAGUCACUACCUUGCACCGAUGUCUCAGAAUUCGGAGAUAGUGGUCCCAGACAAUAAACUGCAAGAUGCAUUCAAAGCCCUUCGAGACGCCAGGUUUUUAAAUUGCAAGAAUAAAAGAGCUUGUCAAGCGGAGCUCUCGAAUGGGAGCAGACCUAAGCCCGACGCCCACCUGCACUACAGAGGGGGUGUAGGCCGCGUCGACCUUUACAAACAUACGACACAUUUCAACUUCCUCCCUGAACCAGUUCUUGGAGAUCUAGAUCCCGGAGAUAAAAACUACAUGCUCUUGUCAGACGGGAAGGUGCCUUUAUUGAAGCCGGAAGAAGGUUUCCGAUUCGCACCUCUUGUUGAAACGCUACCACAAUUCAAGGAUUCGCUGGGUCCAUUGUGUGGUCGGCGAGUUAACUUCUAUGCUGUGCCAGCUCCACUGCUCGUUCGAUCGAUCUCGUCCUGGUCUUACCAGUUUUACCACGCUGUCAAGUACAUAUAUAAGCUUGAUAGAGCUAUCUACCGCGCCAAAGACGAUGGGGUCAGGCGUAACCUUGAUUCGAAGCGUGAUGCCUCUAUCGGUGACGCUUGGCUUUGGUUUGUUUACCUAAACGCCAUCGUCUGGUUGUAUCGUCACCAUCAGAACGACAACAAACGGGGACAUAAAUUAUCCUGGAAUCAGAUAAUGAGGGGCAUCGAUCAAAAUCUGGUACCGUGGCUUAACGAUUGGAAUCAUAAGUACCUGGUUACCGACAGUAGAGACAAGGAAGCCAACAAGGCCAAGUUCGGGAAGUGCCUGACGGACGUGACGAAAUUUUUGACUGAGAGGUAA